This is a messenger RNA of Anoplopoma fimbria (sablefish), 1438 nucleotides long. It is a transcript of the gene ckmt2a, whose product is annotated as creatine kinase, mitochondrial 2a (sarcomeric). The record is from RefSeq and is a predicted model, not a curated record. Lineage: Eukaryota; Metazoa; Chordata; Actinopteri; Perciformes; Anoplopomatidae. Bases 1 to 1254 code for a protein of 417 amino acids. Gene Ontology annotation, molecular function: creatine kinase activity. Gene Ontology annotation, cellular component: mitochondrion. The transcript is spliced from 9 exons. Gene Ontology annotation, biological process: phosphocreatine biosynthetic process.
AUGGCGAGCUCUUUCACACGCAUGAUCUCCAGAAGCAACACGGCCGUGCUGUUGGCCAGCCUCGGCGCUGGAACCAUGGCCACCGGCUUCCUGUUGAGCGAAAACAGCUCAUUGGCUGCUGAGGCGAGGACGAAGCUCUAUCCGCCCAGCUCCGACUUCCCCGACCUGAGGAAACACAACAACUGCAUGGCCUCGGCUCUGACUCCGGCCAUUUACGCCAAACUGAGGGACAAGGUCACCCCCAACAACUGGACCCUGGACCAGAGCAUCCAGACCGGGGUCGACAACCCGGGACACCCUUUCAUCAAGACCGUCGGCUGUGUGGCUGGUGAUGAGGAGAGCUACGAGGUGUUUGCUGAACUCCUUGACCCCAUCAUCAAAGACAGGCACAACGGCUACGACCCCAAAACCAUGACGCACCCCACCGACCUGGACUCCUCCAAGGUCACCAACGCCGUGUUCGAUGAGAAAUACGUCCUGUCGUCCCGCGUCAGGACCGGCCGUAGCAUCCGAGGGCUGAGCCUCCCCCCCGCCUGUUCGAGGGCCGAGCGCCGCGAGGUGGAGCGGGUGGUGGUGACGGCCCUGGCCGGCCUGAAGGGAGACCUGGCCGGACGCUACUACAGCCUGGGAGACAUGACGGACAAGGAGCAGCAGCAGCUCAUCGACGACCACUUCCUGUUUGACAAGCCCAUCUCUCCGUUGUUGACAUGUGCCUUUAUGGCCAGAGAUUGGCCGGACGCCAGAGGAAUCUGGCACAACAACGAGAAGACCUUCCUGAUCUGGGUGAACGAGGAGGACCACACCAGGGUCAUCUCCAUGGAGAAGGGAGGCAACAUGAAGAGAGUGUUUGAGAGGUUCUGCAACGGACUCAAACAGGUGGAGCACCUGAUCCAGGAGAGAGGCUGGGAGUUCAUGUGGAACGAGCGUCUGGGCUACAUCCUCACAUGUCCCUCCAACCUGGGCACCGGACUCAGGGCGGGGGUGCACGUGCGCCUGCCAAAACUCAGCAAGGACCCACGUUUCUCCAAAAUCCUUGACAACCUGCGGCUGCAGAAGAGAGGUACAGGUGGAGUGGACACGGCCGCCACUGGAGACACCUUCGACAUUUCCAACAACGACCGUCUGGGAAAAUCUGAGGUGGAGCUGGUCCAGAUGUUGGUCGAUGGAGUCAACAACCUGAUUGAGUGUGAGAAGAAGCUGGAGAAGGGACAGGACAUCAAAGUCCCAGCUCCCGUCGCUCAGUUCAGGAAGUAAAAGCUGGACUCAUCGGUGUUAAACCCCUCAGAACCACGUCUGUCCACUGCUGCAGAGGAGGUGGCUUCUUAGUUCCUCCUACAAAGAUCAAACAUCUUUAUGGUGACCUAAUCUUAGACACGAACUACCGUUAGGGGGGAAUUCUACCUCAACUUUAAGGUCUUCACUGUAACCCUGACUUCAA